Molecule: messenger RNA, 243 nt
Organism: Pyricularia grisea
Lineage: Eukaryota; Fungi; Ascomycota; Sordariomycetes; Magnaporthales; Pyriculariaceae
Exons: 3
Coding region: 1-243 (80 amino acids)
Source: RefSeq, a predicted model, not a curated record
AUGCUGAUCCUGACCUCCGGCUUCGACCCGACCAAUUUUCUCGACGAUCCAGGAGGUCUUUUCGGCUUCCGCCAGGCGAGCCACCUCCCCCAGCUCUUCCUUCGCGAGAUUCACAGAAAACCUGAAAAGCUACUGCAAGACGAAGCCAAAAACCUCAACGUCGUUGACAGCUGCCUUGAGUAUAAUCCGAAUCGCAGCCCACGGCAACCCCACGGAAACUGGCUCGCAACUGGCUACGAUUGA